CUUAUACUUAUUACUUACACAUCAGCUUGGCCGACUUCGUCGCCUUCAAUAUGGCUGACCACGGCAGUAAUAUAGACUUUUGCACCCUGGGCAUGUUCAUCAUCGAUGAGAUUGAAUUCCCCCCACCAAAACCCCCGGUCAAGGACAUUGUCGGAGGAGCAGGAACAUACUCCGCACUAGGCGCACGCAUCUUCUCUCCCCCGCCCCAGUCACGAAGCGUGGGCUGGAUUGUAGAUUGCGGAUCAGACUUUCCUCACCAACUACGCGACUAUAUUGCGCAGUGGGACACUGGGGUGCUAAUGCGGGAAACGCCUGACCGGCUAACUACACGUGGAUGGAAUGGCUAUGUGGGUGGUAACGAGCACCGAGCUUUCCGAUACCUGACACCCAAGCUGCGUCUAGACCAUCAGGCGCUCCAAGGUACAUCAUUACUCUGGUCCAAGUCUUUCCACUUGAUCUGUUCACCCUUACGCUGCAUUGACCUGGUGGAAAACAUCCUCGCAUUACGCAAGCAACAAGACAAGUCGGCUGAGGCGGGUCGGCCAAUCUUCAUCUGGGAGCCUGUGCCUGAUCUAUGUAUAACCGACGAGUUCGAUAACUGUCUAAAAGCACUCAAGUACAUCGACAUCAUUAGCCCUAAUCAUGGUGAGCUUGGCGGCUUCUUUGGCAAAAACACAGAUGGCCUAGAUCAAGUCGACUACCGAGCAAUUGAAGAGUUGACUAGCCAGUGGUUGGAUAGUGGCAUUGGGCCAGACGGAAAAGGAGCGACUGUGGUGCGAUGUGGAAAAGACGGCUGCUUGGUGGCACGCAAAGGGCAAGGCAAAUGGAUGCCGGCAUACCACCAGUCGGCGGACAAGGUCGCUGACCCCACGGGCGGAGGCAACAGCUUCCUAGGUGGCCUUGCGGUUGGCGUGCUGCGCAGCGGAUCUAGUUCAGUCAUGGAGAAUGUGGAGAAUGGUGCAGUGUGGGGGUCAAUAUCAGCCAGCUUUGCCAUUGAACAAGUCGGCAUGCCUGUGCUCUCUCACUCGGCCCAGGGGGAGACGUGGAACGGGGUUUGUGUCGAAGAUAGGCUUUCAGAUUUCAAGCAGCGGUUGGCUAGUUAUGUACAGCCAUAGCCUUUGUUGCUGCAACGCCCCCAUUUCUCCCAAUUCCUGAUCCGCCCGCUAAUUUCCAAACGUCUUCUCGAUCAAGCUCUGGUCCUGUUUCCGCUCGUGCUCUCUGAUCUGCUUGCUCCAGUAUCGGCUGGGGAAGAACCUGUGGCGUUCGGGCAUCUUGUCGCGGUAUUCACGGUUUGCGCUGAGCAUCCAAGCCAUGCCGACAAUGCUGCCAAGUGCGAGGCCUACAACGGCCGUGUUGGCUUUCCAGUUUGCGGGUUGGGCGUACCAGCCACCAGCCGGCGACCAGACGUGCUUAGGGUAUCUGCUCAAUGCUUAGCGUCGGGGCAGCAUUCAAUGGCGCCGUCUGAUAUCGUACGGGAUCUUUCCUCCGCCGCCCAUUGUGGUUGUGGAUGUGCGGGACU
Molecule: messenger RNA, 1519 nt
Organism: Bipolaris sorokiniana ND90Pr
Lineage: Eukaryota; Fungi; Ascomycota; Dothideomycetes; Pleosporales; Pleosporaceae
Exons: 4
Coding region: 51-1115 (354 amino acids)
Source: RefSeq, a predicted model, not a curated record